Apiotrichum porosum is the source of this 1281-nucleotide messenger RNA. RefSeq lists its product as uncharacterized. The record is from RefSeq and is a predicted model, not a curated record. The transcript has 4 exons. Lineage: Eukaryota; Fungi; Basidiomycota; Tremellomycetes; Trichosporonales; Trichosporonaceae. The coding region runs from base 1 to 1281 and encodes 426 amino acids.
AUGGAACUCCCCAUUGCCAUUCUCCUCUGGUUCUCGGGCACCUCGUGGUGUCUGUACAAGUGGAUCGGUCGGGCUUACACGGCCUGCGAGGCUCCAAAAGGUGGGUGGCCAUUUUCUCAACGGCAGGAGCUCACCAGCACAGCCAGUGCAUACGGAUUCGGUGUCGUCCUCGACCUCGUUGGCAGCAACUUUGGCUCGGACGCCGCGUUGCUUGCCCAGACGGCGUGCGUUCCCUUCCAACUCACGUUUGGCACGCUAGGGUGGUUGUACGACCAGAUCCCCACAGCCAACGGUUCCACACCGAACGCGACCUUGUUAUCAGGCUCCACCAACUUUUCUUCCCAGCAGUAUUCCCUCGUUCCCACAACACCAACAACUCGAUCGUCGCUCGCGCUGGCGACCUACCUUCGCACAGCGCAGUGGUACACCGUCAACGACUGCGUCAAGCUGCUUGAGAAGCAGUGGGCAACCAUGUCCGCCAAGCUUGAUUGGGUGGUGGACCAGACGCCACCCGAAGUUGUGGCCACCGUCAAGCAGUAUGUAUGGGUUGGAUUCGUCGCCGUGGCCGCCAUUGCAAGCAUCUGGCGGUACCACAAAGUGUCUCACCCAUGGCAUGCCCUCUCUCUCCUCCUCGCCGGCGCCGGCUUUGUUGGCCAGAAGCGGUACACAAACACCCGCUUCACCUCCCACGACCUCGCGACCCUUCUGCUUCUCCUUGUGCUCGUAGACAAGGUGUUCACCUUGCUUAGGGGCAACGGCAAGGACGUCCAGGUUCUCCAGACCCGCAUUAUCGAGCUCGAGGAUAGGACCAACACGCUAGAGGGCCAGCUCGAGAACCUCCAGCGUUCCCUGGACCUGCUUCGCAGCGAGAUGCACGGGGCCAGCGAACGCGCAGACAGACUGGCGAGUCGUUGCCUCGACGCCACGCCGCACAUUACCCACCGCCCUUCCUUGCACGGUCUGCAGCUGGCCACACCUGCGCCCACCGCGCCGUCCGAGCCAGACCCCGAGGCGCACUGGCAUGAUGAUGAGGAAUCUAAAGACGCGCUCCAGUUCGUCAUUGCAGCUCACCGCACACCUUCGUCUCCGGCAUCGACGGGAACGUCGACCGCAAGUGAUACCAACAAGCGCACCCGGAUCCCACGCAGAGCCAAGGACCGCGGUGUAGAGAAGCGUCGAGCGAUGCAGGGCGGUAGAGGGACGAGCAGCGAUCGUGCUCGUGACGCGCGCGAGGCUCGCAAGGCGCGUGCGGACUCGCUUGCAGAGGAGAUGCUGGCGUGA